Molecule: messenger RNA, 1041 nt
Organism: Saccostrea cuccullata (small rock oyster)
Lineage: Eukaryota; Metazoa; Mollusca; Bivalvia; Ostreida; Ostreidae
Exons: 1
Coding region: 1-1041 (346 amino acids)
Molecular function (GO): protein binding
Source: RefSeq, a predicted model, not a curated record
AUGAAGAAGAGAGAAAUCGUUGACACAAUGGAAUACAUAAAGGAGAACAACAGCACCAUGUCAAAUUACAGCUUGAUUGACAACCACAGAGAACUGAGGAAAAUGAAGUCUGAAUUAGAGGUUGAUAUGAAAAACUGUGAAUAUUCAGUAAGGUUCAAUAGAGGAGAAAUGAACGAUGACUUACUUGAGUCUUUGGUUGGAAGAAAUGUGGAUUUAGAUAAUAUUGGGCUGAGUCAAAUAAACUCAUUUCAAUUCGGAAAUAAUACAAUAUCUGUGUUGGAGACAUUCAAUGAAGACCAAAGUUACAUAAGGGAAUAUAAAUCAGAAUUUGCAGAAAUAGUAAACAAGGAAGGAAGAAAAAAAGGUAGACUUACUGAAACUUUUAAUGACAUGUGCAUGAAUGAUAACGGGGAUAUUUACUUGACUCAUUAUUCAAAAAUGUCCAUCAGCUGUCUGUCACCAUCAACGCCAGCCUCUAAAGUCAUCAGUACAGUUCCACUAAGACCAAGAGGAAUUUGUCAGUCACUGGACGGUGGACUACUGGUCACCUUGGCAGACAAUGAAUCAGAAGAUUACAAAUUAGAUUCAUACAGCAGACGACUGGUGAGACACAUCACAGUGACAGGUGAUGUCAUCCAUGAGUAUGAGUACCAGGAGGACGGUCAGACCAGACUUCUUACAAUGCCAUUAGGUAUCACACAAAACAGGAACAGUGAUAUCUGUGUUGUGAACCUGACAAGUGACUCUACAGGUGAACUAGUAAUUAUUUCUUCCUCUGGUGGCAUGAAGUCUGUCUAUCGUGGACAAAACCUAAUGAAAAAAUUUAACCCAACUGAUGUAGUGUGUGAUUCCCUCUGUAACAUCCUUGUUACUGACUCGCGUAACAAUCGGAUACAUCUGCUGAGUCCUGACGGGGAGUUCCUGAAGUUUUUGCUGACAAAAAAUGAAGUGAAUUAUCCAUUCUCACUGUCCCUAUUCAAAUCUACACUGUGGGUGGGAUACAUGGAAGGUCUUAUUGAAGUUUUUCAAUACAGGAUGUAA